Messenger RNA from Fomitopsis serialis, 870 nucleotides. RefSeq lists its product as uncharacterized. The transcript has 4 exons. Bases 4 to 870 code for a protein of 288 amino acids. The record is from RefSeq and is a predicted model, not a curated record. NCBI's taxonomy places the organism in Eukaryota, Fungi, Basidiomycota, Agaricomycetes, Polyporales, Fomitopsidaceae.
CCUAUGAUGUGUCCUCGACUGCUAUGUAGCAGCCUGAGGAGCUCUCUUGCGGGCGAACGCGAUUACACGCGCUCUAGUGCAGACGAUGGUGAUGAAGAGGCCAACGUGAAGGCAUUUGAGAGCGUCUUCAGCUCCUCCCGUCUGUUUUGCCUUCACCUCUCCUUCCACCCUCGACGCCCCCGCCGUCAGCAAAUGCGACCGCCUGAAGCGUCGCAGGCAAUGUCACGGCAAGCUCGCUUCCCUACCAAUAGCCUGGACCCGAUGUUGGACUUGCUUGACUCUUCCUCCAUCUCCGUUGAGGCAGACAUCGGCACCACCAUUGAUCCCUGCGCCCGCCGCUUCGACACCGCGUCAAUCACUCUCCAAGCCAUCCGCACCCCCAAACCAUCUGCUCUGCCGUUGGCUGACGACGACGACGAGAAUUCCUCUGACUUCCUCUGGUCUGCAACGGUUCCCAUGUCGCUGAAACCCCUCGAUCGUGAUCCCGAGGAUCGGCGUCGGGUACUCCUCCAUAACUCCUCGUUGCUGGAUGAUAGCGACGGCUUUUCCGACUUUCAGGCAUCGCCGGCUACCGGUCAGCCGCUGUCGUCCAAACCGUAUAGCGACGAUCCGUCCUCAGACUUCCGGUUAUUCGCGUCAUCGCAGCCGUCGUCACGGUCGACGCGUAUUUACAACACGGCGGCGAAGUUUAGUGCGGCGUCGGACAGGACAUUCCUUACAUCCAAGAAAGAUCCUGGUUUUGACUUCCUGGGCUUGUACUCUCAGUCUCUCCGCGCUCCCUCUCCUUCCCGGCCUAUCUCCAAGCCGCCGCACAUAUCGACUACCUCGCCCUCUUCCUCGAAGCCGUCCGCGUCCACCCGCGCAGCGUAG